CCACGACAAAUACAAGAACAAGUUACCACAACUGACAAAAUGGCGGCUUCCAUACACAUGUGAGAAGAGAUUAUUGACAGACGACCUCUAGUAUUCAACCAUAGAAAAAUAUAAGAAUUGAGAUUGAUAUUUUAAAAGAGGAUAAAUAUGGCCAAAAAGAAGAAAAACCUUGCGGAUAAAACAAGGAAUAAAAAGCGAGAUCCAGAAAAGAAAGUUAAUCCAUUUGAGAUCAAGAUAAAUCGACAGAAACAAAAAGUAAUGGGCCGUAAAGUAUCCAAGCACGACAGAGGGAUGCCAGGGCUAUCAAGAUCUAAAGGAAUCCAAAAGAGAAAAGCCACAUUACUUCAGGAAUAUAACCAAAGGUUCAAAAGCAAUAAAUUUAUUGACAAAAGGUUUGGUGAGAAUGACACCUCACUCAGUGUAGAGGAGAAAAUGAUGAAGAGAUUUGCCAUGGAAAGAGCAAAGGAGAAAACAAACAAGUUCAGCCUGAAUGAAGACGAAGAUGACCUGACCCACUUUGGCCAGUCUCUCUCCUCUAUUGAGAAGUUUGAGGAGCCACUCGUCAGUGAAGAUGAAGAAGAUGGUGGCAGGAUUGAUGCUGAUAUGGUGGCAAAGGAACACUUUGGUGGCUUUAUGACAAACAGUAACCAUGAAGAGUUAGGUGGACAGAAACAAAAAAGCUGGAAAGAGAGAAUGGAAGAAAUAAUUGCCAAGUCUAAAAAGGAAAAGUAUGAACGUCAAGCAGAGAAAGAGAAAACAAGGGAACUGACAGAAAAGUUGGAUGCUGAAUGGAAAGAUGUUAUGAAGCUGAUGUCUGGAUCAGACAAGAGAGGCCCUGAGGAUAAUUUCCCAAGUAAAGCAGAUGAUUUUGACAUUGCAGUGAGGGAACUCAAGUUUGAAAUGAAGGGCAAGGCGACAGACAAACUGAAAUCUGAGGAAGAACUGGCAAAGGAAGAGAAAGAAAGACUAGACAAACUUGAGGCUGACCGUCACAGAAGGAUGAAGGGAAUAGCAGUUGAAGAGGAGGAAGAGAAGAAGAGGGUUCAUUUCUCUGCUGAUGAUUUCAAUGACAAUUUUUCAGUGGAUAUUCAACCUCGAUUCCAUGCAGUGUUCAAAGAUGGAAAAAUGAAGAUGAAUGGAGACGAGAGUGAAGAUGAAAAUGAUGAAGAAGAAGAAAGUGAGGAUGACGAGGAUAAAGAAGAUGAUGAUGGUGAUGAUGAUGAUGAAGAAGAGAGUGAAGAGGAGGAAGAUGGUGAGGAGAGUGAAAAAGAUGAAGAUGAUGUCGAAGGAAAUGACAAUGAAGAGGACAAUGAAGGUUCUGAUGAUGAUUCUGAUGAUGACAGUUACAAAGACAUUGAGUCAGAAAAUGAAGGAGAUUCGGACAGUGAGAAACCGACAGUCAGCCAACCCAAAAAAUCAACACUAGACCUCAAGGAAAGGAAGAAAGUCAUGGAUGAGGCACGGAAGGAGCUUCCUUACACUUUCCCAGCACCCAAAGAUUACGAUGAGUUGCUGGACUUGUUACAAGAGCACAAUGAGAAAGAUCAGCUGACCAUUAUAACCCGACUCAGGAAAUGUCACCACGUCAGCCUGGCAGAGGGAAACAAACAGAAACUAGAGACCCUGUUCUCCUGCCUGGUCCAGUACUUCGCUGACCUGGCCCUCCAACAGCCCCCACAGCUCCAGCUGAUGGACAAGCUGGUGCCCCACCUGUACGAGCUGUGUCAGGGGUCCCAGGUGUCCGCCGCCCAGGUGUUAGUGGACCAGAUCACGGAGAGGCAGCAGGAGUUCCAGGCCAUCUGUGAUAGCAGGAAAGGGAGAGGACUCUAUCCUGCCCUAGAUACUUUGAUGCUUUUGAAACUUGUUGCCAUAUUAUUUCCUACUUCUGAUUUCCGCCAUGCAGUCACUACUCCAGCUAUCAUCUUCAUUGCUCAGAUGCUGGCAGAGACCUCCGUUAAACAUGAGCGGGAUGUGGCAGUCGGUCUCUUCCUCUGUACGCUGGUGUUGGAAUAUGUGUCAUUGUCUAAAAGAUUUGUGCCAGAGUGUGUGAACUUUUUACAUGGACUUCUGUUCCUGGCAUCAAAGAAAGACCCCAACAAAUAUGCCUCAGUUAUUCCUCCAUUUAGGCCAGUCGGAAAAUUCAAUGACCUUCUGGUGGUUUCAAAGACAAACAAAAAAGCAGAUGUCAAGAUGUUAAAAAUGUCUAAAGUGUUGAAUGUGGAAAUGGAUAUAGAUGAACUACGAAAUGAUGACUUCAGGUUAUCUGUGAUAAAAGGCUGUGUGGCUCUGUUGUCGGAGUUCCAGACUCUGUACCAGGAACUACCCAGCUACAGAGAAAUCUUCUCCCACAUCCUAGACAUGAUGGACAAGUUACCAGUCAAUAAAUACCCCCUCACACUACAGGAAUCGAUAAAAGAUCUUCAGAAAACCUUAAAAGAAAGGAGUAGCAAAUCUCGAAUGCAAGUCAGUAUGCCACAUAGUAAACCCAAACCCCUGAAGAUGUUUGAACCCAAGAUAGAGGAAGUGUUUGAGGACAGAAAGAAAAAGAAAGCAGCAUCAAAGGAGGAAAAUGAGAAAGGGAAAAUGAAGCACAAAUACAAGAAGGAGCUGAAGGGAGCCAUUAGAGAGAUCAGGAAAGACACGCAGUUCUUGGCUCGAGAGCAGCUCAAUGAACAGAUGGAAAAAGAUGCAGAGAGAAAAAGAAAAGUCAAAGAACUUUAUGGCAUGCUGGCUACACAAGAAGGGGAUUAUAAAGCAUCUAAAAGGACUAAAAAGAAUAACAACCCAUUCUAAAGAACCCAUCAUCAUCAUCAGCUGGAUCUGUAUUUCCUCUUCAUGAAUUCUGUUGUUACUGUUAUCUAUGAUGUGAAUACAACAUGUAUGGUUUAAUACAUAUAAAGUGCAAUUAUUUUGGAAAAGAAAAAAGAAGCCCAUUAGGGUACUUGAAAACAUUAGUGUACAUAACAAUAACCAUGUUAUUAAUUUGCUGUCUAAUAUAAGAAAUAAAUUUUCCAUCAUAAAA
This is a messenger RNA of Magallana angulata, 3022 nucleotides long. RefSeq names its product nucleolar protein 14-like. Gene Ontology annotation, biological process: maturation of SSU-rRNA. The record is from RefSeq and is a predicted model, not a curated record. Lineage: Eukaryota; Metazoa; Mollusca; Bivalvia; Ostreida; Ostreidae. Gene Ontology annotation, cellular component: small-subunit processome; nucleolus; Noc4p-Nop14p complex. The coding region runs from base 148 to 2793 and encodes 881 amino acids. The transcript is spliced from 23 exons.